Molecule: messenger RNA, 3126 nt
Organism: Choloepus didactylus (southern two-toed sloth)
Lineage: Eukaryota; Metazoa; Chordata; Mammalia; Pilosa; Megalonychidae
Gene: ZNF664
Product: zinc finger protein 664
Exons: 5
Coding region: 1042-1827 (261 amino acids)
Biological process (GO): central nervous system development; regulation of transcription by RNA polymerase II
Cellular component (GO): nucleus
Molecular function (GO): RNA polymerase II cis-regulatory region sequence-specific DNA binding; DNA-binding transcription factor activity, RNA polymerase II-specific
Source: RefSeq, a predicted model, not a curated record
GCGCCGGCGCGUCGGCGGGUCUGCGUCUGCGGGGAGGGGCGGGUGGAGCAGAUCGAUACUCACUUUGCGGGGAGGGGGCGACAGCCUCCCCCUCCCCUGGCUCUGGCGGGGCUAGGGAAGAGAGGGUCUGGCCGGUGGGACGCAGGCGCACAGCUCAGCGCCUUCCGUCCCAGCAGAGCCAGGCGAGCAUCGUACUCAGGUGAUGAGGGACCCUUCGCGCACCCGGCGCAGAAUGCCGCUGCCGCUGGACGCCUCCAUUGUUUGACCACAACAAGGGCCGGCCUCUCACCCAGGAUCCUAAGGCUUUUGUAGCCCUUCAGCCACUGUGGGCCCUGCCUCUGCCUAUUCUUCUGGAAUGUCUUGGGGGCUUUGACUCCUGUUACUGUGAUCUGCAAAUCCAAGUGACACAUCUCCCUGGAAGAUAAGAGAGCUUCAUUCUCAAGAUAAAAAGGAGACUGGAGUGAUUCCUAUGUAGGGAAUCCUCACCAAGAAGGACUGAUGUACCUGGAAUCCAAGGAGCUUGCUUUCUGGAAAUACUGCUUGUCUGAUGUGUAGGAGGCAGAACGUCACACUGACUCUUCUCACGGAGGCCAUAGGGCAUCAGGACCAACAAGCAGUACCUCACCCUCAACUACGGGGGCACUGGGCAGUACUUUCUCUAGACGCGAGAAGUGCAGGAUUAUUCAACAAGAGGAAGAGUCCAAGGGCUUAAGGAAUCAAAUCACUUGGGGAGCCCCUUGGAAUGUUGACCACUCAGGAGCUAAAAGAAAGUUCGGUGUUAAUGAGUUGCAGAAUUCGUGGGAAGUUAAUGUCACUUUAUAGUCAGUAAUAAUACUGAGUGAGGAACACUAUGCAGGAAGAAGCCUUCCAUAGAAAGACAGACAGGGAAAAGCUUAGGCCAACCUUAAAAUUACCGAAUACAGCAAGCCUGAGAUAAACUGCCAAAAUGGCCAAAUAAGAGCCUUUAUGAAAUAGCAAUCCUGUAACUAUAGUAGUUGUAAGGAAAAUUUCUCCUCUAAAUCACGAUACCAAAUAGGAAAAAUGAUCUACAAGUGCCCCAUGUGUAGGGAAUUCUUCUCUGAGAGAGCAGAUCUUUUUAUGCAUCAGAAAAUUCACACAGCUGAGAAGCCCCAUAAAUGUGACAAGUGUGAUAAGGGUUUCUUCCAUAUAUCAGAACUUCAUAUUCACUGGAGAGACCACACAGGAGAGAAGGUCUAUAAAUGUGAUGAUUGCGGUAAGGAUUUUAGUACUACAACAAAACUGAAUAGACAUAAGAAAAUCCACACGGUGGAGAAACCCUAUAAAUGUUAUGAGUGUGGAAAAGCCUUCAAUUGGAGCUCACAUCUUCAGAUUCAUAUGAGAGUUCAUACAGGUGAGAAACCCUAUGUCUGUAGUGAGUGUGGAAGGGGCUUUAGUAAUAGUUCAAACCUCUGCAUGCAUCAGAGAGUCCACACAGGAGAGAAACCCUUCAAAUGUGAAGAGUGUGGUAAGGCCUUCAGGCACACUUCAAGCCUUUGCAUGCAUCAGAGAGUCCACACGGGAGAGAAGCCCUAUAAAUGUUAUGAGUGUGGUAAGGCCUUCAGUCAGAGUUCGAGCCUUUGCAUCCAUCAGAGAGUCCACACCGGAGAGAAACCCUAUAGAUGUUGUGGAUGUGGUAAGGCCUUCAGUCAGAGUUCAAGCCUUUGCAUCCACCAGAGAGUCCACACUGGAGAGAAGCCUUUUAAAUGUGACGAGUGUGGAAAGGCCUUCAGUCAGAGUACAAGCCUUUGCAUCCAUCAGAGAGUCCACACAAAGGAGCGAAACCAUCUCAAAAUUUCAGUUAUAUAAAAAGUUUAGCUAAGAGUUAAAAAAAUCUUAAAACCCCUAAGUGCCACUAGGAAGGAAACCCUGUAAAUACCCACAUUGACUCAAAAAAAUGCUUACAGCAACCUCUAGCAGAACGUUCUUUUUGAAGAGGCAUAUAAAACAUUGAUUUUUUGUUCAUGCCAAGUAUGUUCCACAACUUGACUUUGAAUACAAGAUCCCUCUUGAGUAUCAGCCCAAGAUAGGGCCAUCGGGUUCUAGUCACGAAUUUGCUUUUCCUGGAAUUCCGGCACUAUCCCUCAAUAGGUGAAAUAUUACAUAAAAUAUGAUUAUUGCCCAACCUCCUGAGUCACCUUCAAUAUACUCUUUAUUUAAAAAUUACCUCAGGCACCUCCCCCUUUAGGAGCUCUUACCCUUCGUUCCUUUUAAUUCAAGCAUACUAGUUAAUGCAAUUGAAAUGGACAACUCCCACUAAGAUAGUGUUCUGGUAUUUCUAAAGUUACCACUUAAUUCAGCUCCUGUGUAUCUUCCAUAUAUUCCAUUAUUUCUGAACCCACUCUAACUAUAUGUCCUCAAAGCACCCAUAAAUAUUCACCCCUUCCUAGAUGGCAUUGAAUUUCAUUUUAGGUUUUAGGUGACUUAUAAUAUCCAUUCACUUGGCCUAUCAGAGAAGUCUUUGGACGGCAUAAUGCCCUUGUACUUUUCUUGAACUUUUUUUUCUAAUUUUGUGAUUCUGCUAAUCACUAUCUCUCUGUAUUAGACUUAUUUUCUAGUGGCUACAUCACAUUUUUAACUUGAAUUUUUUUGGAAAUAGCUGAAUGUAAAUAGCAGGGAGGAAGAAGCAAGCAAAGUUAUAACUUUUCUCCACCCAGAAUUGCCCUCUUCAGCUCCUUUUAUACCAAAUGGGGGCCCCUCAUGCAGCUCGGGGGGACUGUAUGAGAAGUGGAUGAUAGGAAGGGCCACAAAUAAUAUGUUGUCUCUGGUUCUGUAAUUUGGGCAAUAAUGUGUAGAAGUCCUCUGUGCUGCUUCAUUGAGGAUUAUGUAUCAGUUCCUUUUUGAGCAUGAUUGUCUUGUUAAUCCAUCAUUCUUUUCUUUCUUCAUUCAUCCAACAAAUAUUUAUUGAAUGCCUCCACUGUGCCAGGCACUGUGCUAGGUGCUGGGAACACCACUGAAUAAGACAGACAAGGUCCCUGCUCUCAUGGAGUUUACUUCUGGUGGAGACAGAUGAUAAGCAAGUAAACAAAUAAAUAAUGUAGUUUGCGAUAGUGAUUAAAGUGCUAUGAAGAAAAUAAAAUAGGGUGGUGAUUUAGAGUGGUGGGGUGG